CUGCGUGCAGAGUAUGAUUUACCUCGCCGUUGGCUUUUUAAUUCAUCUCCCAAAGCUCACUACUGAAAAGGACACCCAGAAUUGCUGAGGAAAAAGAUUGAAGAAUAAAAUGAUGCUCUCAUUUUUUCCCCUCAAAAAAUUAAGACGAAAUUUCAAGUAUCUUCUUUUUGGAGUGGUAUUAAUAAUUGGAGUUUUUGCUGCCUAUCUGGAAUUGGUUGCUCCGGCAAAUACGUGGAACGACGGUUUCCCUCCAGAGUUUGGCGGCUGGGCUGAGACUCCCUCGAACGUUAAAGCAACAGUAAAUGAGUCUCUCGGCAGUGAGGAGGACAGAUGGUGGCAGUCCCAGUUCACUCCGCAGCCCUGGAGACCAGAGAAUAAAGGGAAAGCUAAUUUGCACAUUUUUGAAGAUUGGUGUGGCAGUUCCACUCAGCAACUUCGGAAAAACCUACACUUUCCUCUGUACCCGCAUACGAGGACGACGGUGAAAAAGCUCGCCGUUUCACCCAGAUGGACGAACUACGGGCUGAGGGUGUUCGGCUACCUGCACCCCGACGUGAAUGGGGAGUACCUGUUCGCUGUGGCCUCUGACGACAACUCAGAGUUCUGGCUAAGUGCGGACGACAGCCCCCGGAACCUCAGCCUGCUGGCUCUGGUGGGGAAGACCGGCUCGGAAUGGGCGGCGCCAGGAGAGUUUGGGAAGUACGCCAGUCAGACCUCUCAGCCAAUCCAGCUAAUGGCAAGCAAGCAAUAUUACUUCGAAAUCCUCCACAAGCAGAACGACAAAGGCACGGACCACGUAGAAGUUGUGUGGCAACUCCCAGACAGUGGGAAGUUCACGGUCAUCAACUCCCAAUACAUUUCUCUCUACACCGAUGAGUCGGCUCUGCUGAUGAGCGAGGUCUCCCACAUCCCUCAGUCGGCUGCCAGUCACACGGGCCCCCCCCGGGGCAGCGGGGGGUCCCCAACAUCAGGGGACCCCAGCCUGGGGCCAGACAUGUUAAGGGAGGACCCGCGGGACUCUCUGUACAAGAUUCCGCUGGUGGACGAGGGGCACUUGCGCCACGUCCUCCCCAAGUGCACCUACUCGCCCACCUACAUCAUAAAGGGCUUCCCCCUGCUGCGAUACCAAGGCCUGCAGUUUGUCCAUAUGUCCUACGUCUACCCGAACGACUACACCCGGCUGACCCACAUGGAGUCUGAGAACAGAUGCUUUUACCAAGAUAGUCCAUACGUGCUGGACAGGUUCGCCUUUCUUAGAUACAUGAAGAUGGACCCCCCGGAAAACGGAGGUCUUGAAGAAAACAAGCAAGACCCUGGCUCACGGAAGAUAAUCUCUAUGAAUAAGGUCUUAGAGUUUGAGAAUCCAGAGGCAAAGGACCCCAGAGGAGGGCUGAGUGAAGAGAAGACCAAGGACCAGGAGAGGGCCCAGAACCUGGACCAGGAGAGGGCCCAGGACCAGGGCCAGGAGAGGGCCCUUGACCAGGACCAGGAGAGGGCCCAGAACCUGGACCAGGAGAGAGCCCAGAACCUGGACCAGGAGAGAGCCCAGAACCAGGAGAGGGACCAGAACCAGGAGAGAGCCCUUGACCUGGACCAGGAGAGAGCCCAGAACCAGGACCAGGAGAGAGCCCAGAACCUGGACCAGGAGAGGCCCCAGGACCAGGACCAGGAGAGAGCCCAGAACCUGGACCAGGAGAGAGCCCAGAACCAGGACCAGGAGAGGCCCCAGGACCAGGACCAGGAGAGAGCCCAGAACCUGGACCAGGAGAGGGCGCAGAACCAGGAGAGGGCCCAGGACCAGGAGAGGGCCCAGGACCAGGAGAGGGCGCAGGAUGCCUUCAGAUUGAGGAGGAAGCUGUUGUCCAAGCCGCUCUCCAACAGGAAGAGGAGGGGCAAAGCCGGACUGCACAAGCCACCGGUGGGCCGCUCUGAGAUGGAGCAAGGGGCGGAGCUGUUCGCCCAAACACGGAACGUCAGGGUAGUGAGAGGCGGUCGAUACGGGAGGUCCAAACAAUCACAGGCCGACCCCGGCCGUCAAGAGCAGAGCGAUUCGGGGACGCUAUUGGCCAAGAAGGCGACGCGUUUGGGCGCAGUCCAAAUGACUGGCAUCGCCGAGACCACGCCGCCACCCCGCCAACAGGUUAGAUGGACUGCACUACCGCUCCCGGGAAACCAGAUGAACCUGGAAGUCACACUUGCCGAGAGCCAGCCGUGGAAUGGGAAGUGGACAACUGGCCUCCAGGGAAACAAGGAAGGGGACGCGGCGGAGCCGCAGGUGGACAGUCUGUUUAAUGGCGACCCUGCGGCCCCCACGAGCUUGCAGAGGGGAGAGGAGGUGGGGCAGGAAGCCCGGGCAGCCAAUGAGAGGGAAGCGGAGGCUGGCAGGAUGUGGGCGGACUCGGAGGCGGUGGUUGAGCCGCCCGUCUUCGACCCGGCGGUGGACUGGAGGCAGACCUUCGACGUGAUGCCGCUGGACUUCCACGCGCUGCGCUCCGACUGGAUCGACCUGAGGUGCAACAUCUCCGGCAACCUGCUGCUGGACCCCGCCGAGGCCUCGCGCGUGGUGGACGGCCUGGUGCAGAAGCUCCAGCUGAGGAACCCGGGGCGGUUCUCCCUGACGCGGGUGCUGAACGUGGUGAAGCGGGCCGACGGCUCGCGGGGCGACCGGUACCUGGUGGAGCUGGAGCUGCAGGACAAGGAUUUGGGCCCCGUCCGUCUGUCCCGGUACAUCUACGUCCUGAAGCGCAACAACGCCGCCUGGGCCCGGGUCCUGCGGGAGCCCCUGCUCUGCGAGCCCCUGUUCUUCUCCUGGAACCCCCGCGCCACCGUCCACUUCAUCGUCCCCGUGAAAAACCAGGCACGGUGGGUCCAGCAGUUCAUCACGGACAUGGAGGGGCUGUACAGAGACACCGGGGACAGCAACUUCAACAUCAUCAUCACCGACUACAGCAGCACGGACAUGGAUGUGAAGGGGGCGCUGAGGAAUGCUUCUCUGCCAAGCUACCAGUACCUGAAGCUCAGGGGGAACUUUGAACGGUCAGCAGGUCUCCAGGCUGGAGUGGACCUCAUCAAAGACGACCACAGCAUCGUGUUUCUGUGCGACCUGCACAUCCACUUCCCCCCGUUCAUCAUUGACUCCAUACGCAAGCACUGCGUGAGGGGCAAGAUGGCCUUCGCCCCCAUCCUCAUGAGACUGGGCUGUGGAGCCACACCCCGCGAUGCCAGGGGGUUCUGGGAGGUGAAUGGCUUCGGGCUGCUGGCCUUGUAUAAGUCGGAUCUGGAUGCAGCUGGAGGGAUGAACACCAAAGACUUCAGAGACCGCUGGGGCGGGGAGGACUGGGAGCUGCUGGACAGGAUCCUCCAGGCCGGGCUGGAGGUGGAGCGGAUCCACCUGCGCAACUUCAUGCACCACUACCACUCCAAGCGGGGCAUGUGGAACCGGCAGCCAAUGAAGUCCACGUAACCACGGGAACCGAGGAGGCUCUACGGCCCCCAUUGGCUCGGGCACUUUAGUGACCCCGCUGCGACAGUGUUGGGGGCGGGGAGAUGAGAAGGCCACAGAGGGAAGUCAGGUCCCCCUGUCAAUCAUUCUCUGCAGGGCCUCUGCUUAGUUUCGUGGGGCUCCCCCCAUCCGGUCCAAACCUUCUGGAAAGAACUUAAUGCAACGUCAGGCUCGCAUGUUUGAUCUA
This is a messenger RNA of Conger conger (European conger), 3689 nucleotides long. It is a transcript of the gene b4galnt3b, whose product is annotated as beta-1,4-N-acetyl-galactosaminyl transferase 3b. The transcript is spliced from 20 exons. Gene Ontology annotation, cellular component: Golgi cisterna membrane. The record is from RefSeq and is a predicted model, not a curated record. The coding region runs from base 110 to 3463 and encodes 1117 amino acids. Gene Ontology annotation, molecular function: acetylgalactosaminyltransferase activity. Lineage: Eukaryota; Metazoa; Chordata; Actinopteri; Anguilliformes; Congridae.